Messenger RNA from Oryzias latipes (Japanese medaka), 5525 nucleotides. Its product is annotated as solute carrier family 12 member 7. Gene Ontology annotation, molecular function: potassium:chloride symporter activity. NCBI's taxonomy places the organism in Eukaryota, Metazoa, Chordata, Actinopteri, Beloniformes, Adrianichthyidae. Gene Ontology annotation, biological process: chemical synaptic transmission; potassium ion homeostasis; chloride transmembrane transport. Gene Ontology annotation, cellular component: plasma membrane. The record is from RefSeq and is a predicted model, not a curated record.
CGCGUGUCUCUCUUGCGGCCAAGUCGCACGAGCGCCCGUGUUUGCCCGCCAACGUGAGUUUGGCUUUAGAAAUUAACUGAAAAAAAUGGGCGACAGGUUCCUGGUAGUCCCCGUUGAAUGCGCGGGUUCGGUUUCCGGACAAGUGGGGCUCUCAGGUACUGUCGCUGGCCCGGUACCGGACCCCGGCGGCGCGAGCAGCGGCAGCCCCGGCGGAAUUUGGGACAGAAAUGAGCCUUUUGAGGACUCGGUGUUCGAACCUGCGGACGCCGGCGCUGUGCUGCACAUCCUGGACUACAACAGAGAGCCCAACAAGUACGGUGAUGGCGUCCCAAAGGAAAACAGCCCCUUCAUCAACAGCACAGACCAUGACAAGAACAACAGCUACGAUGGCACCAACAUGGCUCUCUUUGAGGAAGAGAUGGACAGCAAUCCCAUGGUGGCAUCACUUCUUAAUAAACUGGCAAACUACACCAACCUCUCCCAGGGAGCCCAGGAGCACGAGGAGGCUGAUGAAGAUGAAGGGCCAAAGAAGAAAGCUGUUAAGAGCCCUCAGAUGGGGACCUUCAUGGGUGUCUACCUGCCUUGCCUCCAGAACAUUCUGGGAGUGAUCCUGUUUCUGCGCCUUACCUGGAUCGUCGGUACCGCUGGGAUUUUAGAGUCUCUGGUCAUUGUGGGCUUGUGCUGUUCAUGUACGAUGCUGACAGCCAUAUCCAUGAGUGCAAUAGCUACAAACGGGGUCGUUCCAGCUGGAGGCUCGUACUACAUGAUUUCCAGGUCUCUGGGUCCAGAGUUUGGAGGCGCUGUGGGUCUCUGCUUCUUCCUGGGUACAACCUUUGCUGGUUCCAUGUACAUCUUAGGUACCAUUGAGAUUCUACUGACCUACAUUGUGCCUGCAGCAGCCAUCUUCAAGGCAGAGAAGAAGGAGGACGAGGCAGGCGCUCUGCUGAACAACAUGCGCGUCUACGGCACCUGCUGUCUCACUCUGAUGGCGGUGGUCGUCUUUGUUGGGGUCAAAUAUGUCAACAAGUUGGCCCUGGUCUUUCUGGCUUGUGUCAUUCUGUCCAUCAUUGCCAUCUACGCCGGAGUCAUCAAAACAAUCUUUGAGCCGCCAGAUUUUCCCGUUUGCAUGCUGGGCAAUCGCACUCUGAAGAACAAUGAUUUUGACAAGUGUCUAAAGACGGACAUCAUAGACAACCUGACGGUCACCACGGCGCUGUGGAAGCUGUUCUGUGACAGUCCUGAGCUCAACGCCACCUGCAAUGAGUAUUUUAGCAACAACAACGUGACGCUGAUGCAGGGCAUCCCCGGACUGACCAGCGGCGUCAUCUCAGAAAACAUGUGGUCCGAGUACGGCCCGCAAGGCAUGCUGGUAGAAAACAGGAGGGUCCCAUCUUUUGGGGGAAGUGACCCCAGCCAGGACAUCUACAUGCCUUACGUUGUCAACGACAUCACCAGUUUCUUCACACUGCUUGUCGGGAUCUACUUCCCCUCUGUCACUGGAAUCAUGGCCGGUUCUAACCGCUCAGGUGACUUGAGGGAUGCACAGAGGUCCAUCCCCAUCGGUACCAUCCUGGCUAUCACCACCACCUCCAUCAUUUACGUAUCCUGUGUGAUCCUGUUUGGUGCCUGCAUUGAGGGAGUGCUGCUUCGAGACAAGUUUGGUGACUCUGUGAAGGGGAACCUGGUCAUAGGCACGCUCUCCUGGCCCUCCCCCUGGGUUAUUGUGAUCGGCUCCUUUUUCUCCUGCUGCGGGGCGGGUCUGCAGAGUCUGACAGGUGCCCCCCGCCUGCUUCAGGCUAUUGCCCGAGAUGGCAUUGUGCCUUUCUUACAGGUGUUUGGUCACGGGAAAGCUAACGGAGAACCCACCUGGGCUCUGUUGCUGACCGCCGCCAUUUGUGAGAUCGGCAUCCUCAUCGCCUCGCUGGACUCAGUCGCUCCCAUCCUGUCCAUGUUUUUUCUCAUGUGCUACCUCUUCGUCAACUUGGCCUGUGCGGUCCAAACUCUGCUAAGAACGCCAAACUGGAGGCCCCGUUUUAAGUACUACCACUGGACUCUGUCUUUCUUGGGAAUGAGCUUGUGUCUUGCGCUAAUGUUCAUCUCUUCCUGGUAUUAUGCCAUCAUCGCUAUGGUGAUCGCUGGUUGCAUCUACAAAUACAUAGAGUACAGAGGGGCAGAGAAGGAGUGGGGAGAUGGUAUCCGGGGUCUCUCACUUAACGCUGCUCGCUACGCCCUCAUUCGGCUGGAGGAGUCUCCUCCUCACACAAAGAACUGGAGACCUCAGAUGCUGGUGCUCCUGAACCUGGACUCGGAUCAAGCGGUCAAACACCCCCGGCUGCUGUCCCUCACCACGCAGCUGAAGGCGGGGAAAGGCCUGACCAUCGUGGGAUACGUUUUAGAGGGAACGUACCUCACUAAAGAGACGGAGGCCAAGAAGGCCGAGCAGAACAUCAAGUCCUCCAUGUCUGCUGAGCGCACCAAAGGUUUCUGCCACGUGGUGGUUUCCUCCAACCUCAGAGAUGGCGUCUCCCACCUCAUCCAGUCCGCAGGUUUGGGGGGCAUGAAGCACAACACGGUCCUGAUGGCCUGGCCUGGAACCUGGAAGCAAUCCAACGACCCGCAGUCCUGGAGGAACUUCAUAGAGACCAUAAGGGAGACCACCGCUGCCCACCUGGCUCUGCUCGUAGCAAAGAACGUGGACAGUUUUCCAACAAACCAGGAACGGCUGGGGGAGGGCACUAUCGAUGUGUGGUGGGUGGUCCAUGAUGGGGGCAUGUUGAUGCUGCUGCCCUUCCUGCUGCGGCAGCACAAGGUUUGGAGGAAGUGCAAGAUGCGCAUCUUCACCGUAGCACAGAUGGACGACAACAGCAUCCAGAUGAAGAAAGAUCUCCAGAUGUUCCUCUAUCACCUGAGACUCAAUGCUGAGGUGGAAGUGGUGGAGAUGCACGACAACGACAUCUCAGCCUUCACCUACGAGAAGACGCUGGUGAUGGAGCAGAGGUCUCAGAUGCUAAAGCAGAUGCAUCUCUCCAGGACUGAGAGAGAAAGAGAGAUUCAGAGUAUCACUGACGAGUCGCGUAGCUCCAUUCGGAGGAAGAACCAGGACGCCACCGAGGGCUCCAGCCUCAGCCGCCAGUCCUCCACGGCAGAGGACACACAGGAAGACGAGGCCCAGCUCAUCCACGACAGGAACAUGGCCUCCCACGCCGCAGCGAACGACAAAGCCGAGGCCGGGCCCGAGCGCGUGCACAUGACCUGGACCAAAGACAAACUCUUCACUGAGCGAAACCGUAAUCGAGAGUGCAACGCCAACGUGGCCGUUCGCGACCUUUUCAACAUGAAGCCAGAGUGGGAGAGUCUGAACCAGUCGAAUGUCCGCCGCAUGCAUACAGCGGUGAAGCUCAACGAGGUGGUCGUCAACAAAUCCCAGGGGGCUCAUCUGGUCCUGCUCAACAUGCCCGGCCCCCCAAAGAACAGGGGAGGAGACGAAAAUUACAUGGAGUUCCUGGAGGUCCUCCUGGAAGGCCUCAACCGCGUGCUGCUGGUGCGAGGGGGCGGCCGAGAGGUCAUCACCAUCUACUCUUAAAACCAAGAAGAAACUCGUGCCCCACCCUGCACACAGGCAUGUUGCCAUGGAAACUGUUCACCGGACAUUCCAGAGGCCCAAAUUGUUUGAUUCUUUGUUUUUACUGCGCCGGAAAAGGGGCUGAUGGUUGGGAAGGUGGGACCUCUCGUGUCUGGCGGACGGCGUGGAAAAACAUCCGGGUGUCUAUGCCGGGCCAUAGAACCCUCCACAGGGAACAUAGAGCAUAGAGACACUUUAUUUAUUUCUUUCUUUGAACCCCUUCUGUCCUGUUCCGUCAUCGUUCUCCCCCCCCUCGUGUGUUGCUGUGGUGGCUGUCUGAGCAGCCCCGACCUGGACGUGGGUUGUGGGCGGGGACUCUGUUCUUGUGUGGUGCGAUGGGCUCUGCACCUGAGAUGAGUUUAAGGGGUGGCGCUGCAAACGGAGCCUUAGGAUGGCGGUUUUCUGUGAAUGAAGCUGAUUUAGAGGUGGCUUCAUGACGGAGGCGUAAGGUGUGUGCAGAGGGGCGGGCUCACAGUCUGAGACGGCCCACUUUCCCAGUUGUCUCCCACUGUUUUUAAAAAAAGAAGGACAAAAGCCACAAAGGAGCUUGUGUGUGUGUGUGUGUGUGUGUGUGUGUGUGUGUGUGUGUGUGUGUGUGUGUUGAUGCCGUCAGGACGAGUGCUCGUUCAGGAACAAAUGCAUUUAUGUUCCCUUUUUAUGUUUUGAAUCUUAUAGCUGUUUAACAGCAGGCGUAUCAGCCGGAGGGUUUGCACAUACAAAAUCCGAUUUCCCCUCUGAACCGCUGGCAUUUAACCAAAUGUAACAGAGAAUUGUAGAGUAACAGGAUGUGAAUUGUUCCCGUACUGCUGUUGUCACGGUUCACUUUGCACAAAGGCUCUCCUGCACUUAACCGUUGGUCCGUUUGGUUAACCGAACCACUUUCUGACAGUUUCAGCGCAAAUUCUAGUAUUUUUAUGCCUCGUGUUGAUUUAUGAUAUUAAAGGUCAAAAAUGUUAGACUCUUAAGUCCCAGACUACACAAUCAUAGGAGGAAAAAGUGCCAAAGUUAGUACAAAAAGAAACUGUGGACGUAUCAUUUAGCUCAUUUUAGGUAAAUAUCUGAACAGAGUUUCUCGUUUUCAAUCUAACCAAAAAGUUCCACAGUUUGAAGGGCAUUUGAACUCGCCCAGCGGGGAUUGAGAUCCCGCCUCCACAGUUUCUUUUUCUCCUUUAGCCGAGCAGUAUUCUGUAAAGCAAGUCGCCGUGUUUUUCCUUUUUGUUGUUGUUGUUGUUUUGUUUUUCUGCGCUGGAAAAGGCGAGGCGUGGUUUGUGAAAACGGUGUACGUUGUGUUCUCUUCUCCGUGUGACUGUAGUUCUCUCUGUUGUGUUCACUGCUUUGUUUUUGAUCCUCUGUUACCUUCAAUGUUUGUUUGGCAGGAGAGGAAGAUGCCGGAGUUACUUUGUGAAGAUUAGUCGUUUAAGACUGAAAGAACACAAGAACACACAGAGUGAUAUGAAGGGAGGAAUUCUGAUGCUACAUGAAGUUCAUUGUUUAGUUGACCUUUUUUUUUAGAAACCAAAGAGAAAACACCAGAAAACCCAGAUUGUUUCACUCUAAGAAAACUGUAUAAAUAAGUUAUUAAAGAUGGAUGUCUGUUGUUUUUAAGUGUGGUUUCUCCGUUUGACAAACACACAAAAAUAAGAUCGGAAAUGGAAUUUGAGGUGACUGGAGAGAACCCAGCUGGAGAGGAGGGGCUCCAACCACACAGCGGUGAUGAAGACGUGGACCAUGGGAGGAGCUGAGCUGUCGGAGGACCAGCGGAAGGGAUGUGUGUGUGUGUGUGUGUGUCAUCUUUGUGUUUCUGCUGUCAUCUGGCUCUUCCAGGAAGUCACCCACGCUAAGAAGGUAGCGCGCUUACAGCUUCUGUGCCUCGCCGAAUAAAUAUUAAAAAUGUUGAAAGAAA